AUGGGGACCAGCUCGCGGUCCAGCAGCCGAACCAAGGCUCCUGGUCGAAUGAGUCUGACGAGGCUGAGACAUGGAAGUUCUGGAGGGCAGGGACCGUCAUCCAAUGUUGGUGGAGCACCUUUGGCAGGCGCUGACAAGAACAAUCGGGAUAUUAAACAUCGAUUCGAGAUUACCAAGAAGCUCGGCGAAGGAACUUAUGGUAAAGUGUCCCUGGCAUACGAUCAUAAGACGGAGAGAGAGGUAAGGAAAUUCAACAUACAGUGACCCAAAACACAUAGGUUGCUGUAAAAUUAAUCAAAAAGAGUGCCAUCGAGAACAAGCAAGAUCUUGUCAGGAUUCGGAGGGAGAUCAGGAUCAUGUCUAUGCUCAAGCAUCCCAAUAUUAUUGAAAUAUACGAAGUGUUCGAAAACAAGGACAAGAUUAUAUUAGUCAUGGAGUAUGCGAGUGGGGGAGAGCUCUAUGAUUAUGUAGGGAAGAGCGGAAGUCUUCCGGAAUCCGAAGCGCGCAGGAUCUUCAGACAAAUCACUUCAGCCAUUUUGUAUUGUCAUAAAGUAAGAACUUUUCCCAAAAAAACUUACCAUUUUUUCAGCACAAAGUAGUCCACCGAGAUCUGAAAUUAGAAAAUAUUCUGUUGGAUGUCAGCAGCAACGCCAAGAUCGCUGACUUUGGUCUCUCUAAUUACUUUAACGACAAGACAUUGUUGAAUACUUUUUGCGGGUCUCCCUUGUACGCCUCUCCAGAAAUCAUCAACGGAACUCCUUAUCGAGGUCCUGAGGUCGAUUGUUGGAGUUUGGGCAUCCUCUUGUACACCUUAGUGUAUGGAACGAUGCCAUUUGAUGGUCAGGAUUUUAAUAGAAUGGUAAGUUCAUAUUGAAUUUAUAAAGAAAAUCAAGGUCCGUCAAAUAAAACGUGGUACUUAUUACGAACCAGAAUCUCCGUCAUGUAAGUCCUCAAACUAAUGUUUAAAGUUUGAUUUUAGCUGCUUCGAUGCUUAUCCGAAAUAUGCUACGGGUAAAUCCGGACAGACGAGCUGACAUUGACGACAUUGCAAGUCACUGGUGGCUUAAUCUAGAGGAAAACAUGCCAGUUAUUCAAGAGUUGCCAGAAAAUCAGGUAAGCAGGGAAUUAUUAUUAUAUUUAAAUUUUUUUUUUAAUUUCAGAUUACUGAUUACACACCUCUCACAGAACGAGCCGAAGUUCUUUAUGUUCAGGAUCUUGCCGAUGAAACCGACGUUUUCAUGGAAUUCGGACAUCUCAGUUCACUCACACGACAAAAGAUCGAGGAGUUCAGAAGACGUAGAAAGGAGGCGGAGGAAUACAAUGAAAACUCUCCGAUCAAACCUCCCAAACGAAAAAAUGAUGACAAACCCGAGCUGACGUCCAAAGAAAAAAGUCUGCGACAAGAACAAGAGGAAAAGAAAAUCGACGUUGCCGGUCACAUGAAUGAUCCCUUGGAAAGACUCCGGCAACUCGAGAAAAAUCUUCACAAACCAUCAUCUCCAGAACCGUCAACCUCAAAAACCAGAAGAGAUUCAAAAGCGGAAACAGAAAGAGAGGAAGAGAAAGCUGCUAAGAAAGAAGAUGACAAGAGACCAGCAUUCGUGGCGCUUUCAGAAGCCAAGAAACCUUCCACUGGACACAAACCAUUGCAUAAUAAUUGGAUGGCUGACAAUGAUUCGUUGAAUUUAUUGAUGAAUCAAGUUCUCGAACAGAUGGAUAAGGGUCCCGUUAGUAUUAAUCUGAUCGCUAGAGUGAAGGCACAUCCAAUGUAUGAGCAUAGACCGAUCAUUAAAGAACUUCUUGAGUCCAUAAUCUCGGCACAACCCGAUUCUGUCCAAAAACAAGCGUCAAAGGUCAUUGAACAUGCUUGUAACACGAUCAAGGCAAGUUUUAAAGAUAACCAGUAACCCAAAGUUUUAGAAAGAGAAGAAGGCCACACCAAUACAAAGUCCGACGGCAAAGAAGAACGCAGGAAUUCCAGAGACCAUCACCGAGAACCCAAAAAAGAAAUACGAAGUUCCAGAACUACCCACUAAAGUGGACGUCAAAGAAGCCAUCUCAAAAAGAGUAACGUUAGAAGAAAGAAAAUGGCAUAGCGUGGAAGUAGGCUUCGAAACAGACGAAGAAUCAUCAGGAUCAUCCGGAAGCAGGAAGAAUUCAAAAGUGUCUGCUCAGCCCAAUAUUGCACCACGCGUUAGAGACACCAAGUCCGCAGGGCAUGUAGUAGACGAAGAGGAAGAAGAUUUGGAAAACGAAGACAACGAAUGUGAGGACGAAUCUGAAUACGAAAGUGAAAUUGACGAAUUGGCCGAGGUCGUGGAACAAGCUGGAAAAAGUACAAGUCAGAUUGCACCAAAGAUUGUAGAGAGCCUAAGUGAACAAGUCGAGCCUCAACCACAUCUAGAGAUCUCCGCCAAUCAUUUGUCGACAUUAGAAAGGAAGCUGGCAAAACGGCAAAGCAAAGGAAAAUAUCAGGUAUGCAAUGGGAAACUGUUUCCCCUUCUUUUCUCCUUUUUGUUUAACUUCUUCCUUCUGUUUAGCACAGUCAUGUUGAACUGUAUGGUCGUGGGGUUUCUACGGAGACUGAUAGUCCUCCCGUGGCCAAGAAACCCAUCGGGGGACCACAGCCAUCCAUCGAGCAGUUGCCUGUUCUUUUCGACAAGGUUCGCUUCUGAUUCUGUCACUUCCACAAACCCCACAUUAUAGUGGUUAACAAGUGUAUUUUUAGGCCAAACAACUUAUUAUGGAGUAUCCGUUAAAACCGGAUGAAGACGCAAAAGAAACAGAGGCCAAGUCAUCCAAAUGGACCAAAACCCAAGACCCCGAUCUCAGUGACAAGAGUGCAACUGCCACGCCAAUUCCAAAGUACGUUUUUAUUUUGUGAGACUUUUCGGGCCUUGUGUAAUUCGGGCGGCGGACUUUUUGAAAUAAAAAAAAACUCAUCCGUUUAUAACGCUGCGCGAUUGGAUGUGCAGUAACAUUUAUACCGAUCUUUCGAAGAAAUGAAUUUUUGAAUUCUCCAUAGUCGGAAACUACAAAAACGCGGAAGAAUAAGUUUUUUCUAUUUUAAAAUUUUACAAUUUUUUAUUUUACAAUUUACAAUGAGUCAUCAGCAGUAUUUGAUUUUACAAGUUACAAUUUGAUUUUACAUAAGGUACGAAUGUUAUUUUUAGAUUUUUUUGACAAAUAGUUUAUUUAGGGGUAGUCCCGAAGCGAAAACAUUACAACGCGGCCGCGGCGACUUCCCGUUUUUGCACUAGCGAAAUGCACUUUUCGGCGACGUCGGCGAAAAAAUUCCACGGAACCAGAAAACAAGGUUUUGUCCCGGCCGUGCCCGGCUAGCCAAGAAAACAACAUUCAAAUGUAUCAGCUUGCCGGGCAAACAACGGCGGGUCGUCGCAGCAAAUGUUUCGCCGCGGCGCGCAAAAGUGGGCAUCGUCUCUUUUAACAAUAAAGAACAAAUUUUAGCCGCAAAGUUAAUGAAGAUGUGCAACAGAAUACAGCCAAAGCAGAACAUAACAGUGAAGAGGAGAGUGAAGAUGAAGGCGAGGUCAUCAGAAAACCAAGAACCUCCACCAUCAUUGGGUUCAGAACUAUAAAAACUUCUGCAGGUGAGUAAACCGAGUCAUAAGAGACGUUAGAAUUCAAGAAGGCUAUCAAAAAGAGGCCCCAAUUGCGGAAGUAAAGCCCCAAAAACCGUAUCAAGGGAUCACCCAGAAGACCCCGCCCAAGGAACCAGAAAAGGCCAAGAGCAAGGAGCCCUCGUUGAAACCGGAGGAUCAGAAAAAGUACGUUAACACCAUUUCGAGACUAACCUUUGAACUUGGCUUGGUUAAAAUCUUCUCUUUAUUGAUGUGUUUUUAAGUUCUGAGAAUGGCUUGGGAUCGCCACCGGACUCGCCAACGGCAGGGAAGUUAAGUUAUGAGACGGCAUCGCAAUAUAUUCGACGGAAAAACAGGGAACGGAGAGCAAGGACGCUGACUAUUGCAAUCACAGACGAAGCUUGGCAACGGUGGCGUCUUUUUCGCUUGUGUUUUCAAUUAAAUCUGCACGUCUCAUCCUCUUUUCAAAUUUCAGAGUCGUUGAAAAAACGCCUGAACCAAUCAGCAAGCCCCCAGAACCCGCAAAGGAAUCUAAUAUUCCGACAAUUCUGAGGAGACACCUUGCUAGGCAAUCAUCCAAAGGAGCCGCUGAUGCAACUCCAAAUUAUCAUAGGAAUUCCUAUCUAGAGGAGAAAAGACAGGUAAACAGUGGACUCUUUCCUUCUUAACUCCGUUUUCAGACGUAUGCUGAACGCAGAAAGUCAUUCCAUGAGUUUUCACCAGGGGAGUCCGACGAUUAUGCGACUGUAUACGGUAACCCGAAGACCCCGACUUAUUCAUCCGGAUAUGGCAACUCGGCAAGGACCGGGGGAAGAUUCGAGUUGGACGAGGUAUUGUUGAGGAAUCAUCUUCAUCCCGAUCCCUACCGCACCUCAGAUUCGUUUAACCCUCACUGGACUGGAUCACAGGUCCGCGAAAAAAAAGAAUAAAGAAAGCGACGAAUAUUUUUAUACGAAAAAAUGGCAUCCUUUUAAAUGUCAUCAAUUCAAAAAAUAGCUUGUUGCUGAAAUAACACUUUGUCCAUUUUUCCAUUAACAUUCUUCGCCAAAAUAUUUUUUUUAAUUAUUUUGUUUUAGCCCCUGUCAAAUCUUCGUCUCGAAAGUAAUUCCAUAGGCCACGAACAGCCACGCCAACGGUUCGAAGUGUAUAAAACUCGGGCUGAAAGGGAUCGGGAUGCUGCAAAUGGAGUCGCUUCCGGCUCCUCUUACUACCAAGAUCGACCUUCCAAUAGUUAUAUCCCAGGGCCGGGCUACAAGUCGCAAUACAGUGGUAAUGAUUACGGUAUUUCUACCUCGGGUUACCGCCGUCCAUCCGCCUACGAGCCUGAUCUUGUCAACACUUCGGAUUACGGGCCAGGUUCUUCUGGAUAUAGUCAAGAUCCGUAUUUUACAUCGAAUAAAGACAGAUUCCGCCCGGUAACCAGACGACUGGGGAAUAAUGCCAAAGAUGUGGACGGGAGACGGGCAAGAGCACGAUCUCAAUCCAACGACAGGAAGUUCUCGACCAGUUCGAUAACGGACAUUGAUGCUGCAGGUAGAUUUUGCCAUAUCAAUGUAAUGUUAUUAUUAGAAUAAAGAAUAUCUUACGAUCUGUUUCAGCAGCUUUAUCAAGUCGUCUGAUGACUCCCGAGAUCGGAACGGGGGUUACCGACUACGGCUACGUUAGUUACCAUGAUUCUGGAAACUCCCGGAUCUCCCAAACACGGGAACCUGAUAUCAGCAUGGCUCCAGCACGGGGUAUCCUGAAAAAUAAACAAGUAGGUUCCCUAAAAAGACAACUAAAACAACAUGAUCAUUUAGGCUUACGAGGUUGAACCAAGAGCUGCAGCUUCUCAAGGUAAGUGUAAAAAAAGUUCCCUCUGAGUUGAUUGACCUCACUUUCGCUAUCCACCACACUCUAUCGCCAUGUUUAAUCAAAAUUUCCACUAAACCAGUAAUCGAUAUUUCUUGUGUAGCCCGGCUUCGGAGUGCCAUCAGUGCCGAGAAAGCUUUGGGGCCGCCGUUGUACGGGCCCGUCCAUCCAAUGCCAUUUGGUGCCCCUAUGAGACUUGGAUCCACUGAUCCUUCUGGCUUCCAAAUGUCUCAUACGACACCCUUUUAUAGCCAUCUGCCUGAAGGUGGGCCUCUGACCUGGUGUCCUGCCGUUUGCCGUGCUGUGAAGAUUCAUUCUGAUGUCAAAAGUCGUACUGUCCGAUAUUCUACUCACAGAAAAAGGAAUUUGAUGUGUCAGUCUUAAAUUCACUUAACCGUUUAUUCUGUAGUUAUGUGUGUUGUUGUCAUCAUUUUAUUCUUCUAAAAAGAUUUUUUAGUCCCCCGAGGUAUAACCCCUAGCUCCGAUUUCUACGACCCAAUCGGAUCAUCAAUUCCAAAGAAAAGGAACUCCGGCCCUUCCAGCUUUUUAAAUCUUAGACGUCGGACAGCCGAAAUACGACUGGGGAACGACGGGAAGAUGAGUACAACAAGUAACGGGUGAGUUUGACAAGAACAUAUGACUAUGAUCGUAGAAUACAUAUUGAUGACGAUUACAAAAGACCGUCUUCUCCAAUCGAUAGACUGAAGAAUCUUUUCGGCGGAGUCACCUCAAGUACAACGCCUAAGAAACCGACCAAUUCCGUCUAUUCAUCAACCAACACCUCACGCUACAACUCGGGACUGCCAACUUCAACCCAAUUCAAACGAUACGGCGGAGGAUGGUUCUAA
This is a messenger RNA of Bursaphelenchus xylophilus (pine wood nematode), 6301 nucleotides long. The record is from the annotation of a GenBank genome assembly. NCBI's taxonomy places the organism in Eukaryota, Metazoa, Nematoda, Chromadorea, Rhabditida, Aphelenchoididae.